AUGAAGAGACAAAGCAGAGAGAUUUCCUCUAAAAGUAUGGAGGCAACAUCGUCAUCACUUGGAGAUACUCUCCCUCGACCCAUCUUCCACUUUAAAUCGAACAAAAGGGUGUAUAACUGUACCUGCAAGUGGGUGUACGAUUGGCAUAAAAGAUUGAAUUUUCCAUGUCAUCAGGCAGCUGUAUACAGUCGGCACUUUAGAAGACAACACAGCACACCUUCCAAUCUAAAGUUGUUACACUUAGGAGAAGUAGAAAAUGGAGAACCGAAAAAUAUCGAGAAAACAGAUGAACAUUAUAAAGAAUUGACAAACAGUGAAAGAGAAACGUCUGAGAGCACAGAUUCUGAGCAAAUAGAUACGGAAGAAGAAGAACCGAUACCGCUACAAAGAGGAUUGGAAGGAGACGAAGAGAUCUCAAAUGAAAAAGUAGACGUAAAUAUCGAUCAUUCGACGAAUCCUGAAGAUGAGACAGGAGAUCAAGGAAAGAUGGUUAGAGAAACCUUAUUAUACGAUAAAAGGGUUAUUUAUCUGAUAAAUAUAUUUUCUAGUCAUCAAACCUUUAAGGAUGAAAGAAAAAGAAGAUAA
Messenger RNA from Saccostrea cuccullata (small rock oyster), 585 nucleotides. RefSeq lists its product as uncharacterized. Bases 1 to 585 code for a protein of 194 amino acids. The record is from RefSeq and is a predicted model, not a curated record. The transcript has 4 exons. NCBI's taxonomy places the organism in Eukaryota, Metazoa, Mollusca, Bivalvia, Ostreida, Ostreidae.